AUGGUUUUAAAACGUAUGACCCAUGAUGACGUGCCCAACGGUUUUGAUGUUGAGCAUGUCAUCCAAAACGCAUCUGUCUCUGACAAAAUAUCUCUGCUCUCUGGCCGAGACUUUUGGCACUCGAACCCCCUCCCAGCAUUCAACGUUCUAUCGGUGCGUGUCAGCGAUGGGCCAAAUGGCGUACGAGGAACUAAAUUCAUCGACGGCGUACCUGCCGCCUGCUUGCCCUGCGGUACCGGUCUAGCAGCCACAUGGGACGAGGACCUUCUAUACAAAGCAGGCGAACUCAUAGGCAACGAAUGCAUAGCAAAGGGCGUCCACUGUUGGCUCGGCCCUACAGUCUGCAUACAGCGCUCUCCCCUCGGCGGUCGUGGCUUCGAGUCAAUGGCAGAGGACCCUUAUGCAACAGGCAAACUAGCUGCUGCUUACAUCAAUGGCGUACAGUCUACGGGCGUUGUGUCGGUUAUCAAGCAUUGGCUUGCAAAUGAUCAAGAACAUGAGAGAGUUGGUGUCAAUGUCGUUGCUAGUGAGCGCGCGUUGAGGGAGAUCCAUAUGCUUCCUUUCCAGAUUGCGCUGCACGACGCGGCGCCAGGCGGUGUCAUGGCUUGCUAUAAUAAAGUCAAUGGCAAGCAUGUUUCGGAAAACAAGGAUUUCCUUGAUUCGUUGCUUCGCGAAGAAUGGAAAUGGAAGGGUUUGAUCAUGAGCGACUGGUACGUAGCAAACCCUCUUACUGGCAAGCUACAGCCAAAGCUGACAGUUAUCGCUCGUUUCAGGUUCGGAACCUAUUCUACUACUGAAGCCGUCAAUGCAGGACUAGAUCUCGAGAUGCCGGGACCCACGAGACAACGCGGCCAGCUUCUCGACCUUGCUGUAUCAACGCGAAAGGUAUCCCGGUCAACUAUAGACACUCGAGCCCGAAACGUCCUCGAGUUCGUCCAAAGAUGUACAAAGGUUCCUGUUGCGGCUGAAGAAGCUGGACGCGACUUUCCGGAAGACAGGCUGCUAAAUCGAAAGCUCGCCAGUGACAGCGUUGUCUUACUAAAGAAUGAAGGCAACCAACUUCCUAUCAAACGACCCUUCAAAAGCAUUGCUUUGAUAGGACCGAAUUUGAAGACCACUUCGUUCUGUGGAGGCGGUUCUGCUUAUCUCCAGCCUUACUACACUGCUUCUCCUUACGAGGGGAUCGUAGCCCAACUGCCGCCUGGAGUCGAGGUACGAUACGAGGUUGGAGCGUCAGCACAUGGAUGGAACCCUCUCCUACAGGGCGAUAUGAUCACUACGCCGGAGGGGGCACCGGGUAUGCGAAUGCGAUUCUACAAUCACAGCCCGAGUGUACCCGAUCGUGAGAUCAUCGACGAGAGCCACCUGCCUGACUCAUCAUGGCAACUCAUGGGCUACUCGCAUCCGAAACUAGACAAACUGUUCUACGCAACUGUAGAAGGCGAUUUCGUCGUUCGAGAAUCAGGACCUUUUGAGUUUGGGCUCGCCGUCUAUGGCUCUGCGCGACUAUAUGUCGAUGGUCAGCUGUUGAUCGACAAUAGUCUCAUCCAACGAGGCGGGACAUUUUUCUUCGGCAAAGGGACGGUCGAGGAAAAGGCUCAGAUGCAACUUGUCCAAGGCCAAAAGUACCGAAUCACGGUCGAGUAUGAGAGCGCACCAUCUUCCAAGCUUGUCAAGCCAGGCGUGGUCAAUUUCGGCGGCGGUGCAGGGAGAGUCGGUCUAGCGAGUGCAAUUGACCCUGAAAUCGGGAUCCAGAAGGCUGUCUCCGCAGCACUACAGUCAGAUGUGACUAUCCUGUGCGUUGGGAUGACAAGAGACCAAGAAUCCGAGGGCUUUGACAGGCCUCACAUGGAUCUUCCCGGAUCACUUCCUCGGCUUGCCUCGGCUGUCUUAGCUGCCGCUCCAGACACUAUCGUUGUCACGCAGAGCGGCACUCCAUUUGGCAUGCUCUGGGCUGAAAGUGCAAAGACUCACGUACAUGCUUGGCUGGCUGGGAACGAGACUGGAAAUGGCCUUGCUGAUGUCUUGUUCGGCGCAACAUGCCCUAGUGGAAAGCUCCCACUUUCAUUUCCACGCCGCAUACAAGACACGCCCACAUUUCUGAACUUUGGUAGCGAGAGGGGGCGUGUUAUAUAUGGGGAAGAUAUCUAUGUUGGGUACCGGUAUUACGAAAAGGUCGAUCGCGACGUCCUGUAUCCUUUUGGCUACGGUCUAUCUUACACCACAUUUACCUACGGCAACCUGCGCGUCACAGCCUCGCACGUGAACUUCGAGAUCACCAACUCUGGUUCCGUGGCUGGUGCAGAGGUAUCUCAGCUUUACAUCGCUGCCGACGAGACUACGUCUUCUAUCCAGAGGCCUAAAAAAGAGCUCAAGGGCUUCAAGAAAACAUACCUGCAGCCUGGUGAAACCAAGAGAGUAGAAAUUCCUCUUGAUAGAUUCACUACGUCAUUCUGGGAUGAGGAACUACACUGUUGGGUGAGCGAGAGAGGCAUGGCCAACAACAUCGAAUCAAGCUCACAGGAUACCCUCCCUCCAACAUCAACAAUGACACAAAGGAACGAACCUGAGAGCUCGCCUCAAAAUCUCAGUCAUUAUCUGGAUUCGGACGGCCCCAAUGAUCCUGAUAUGCCAUUGAAUUGGCCAAAGUCCAAAAAAUGGACUAAUAUCAUGAUAGUAUCUAUCCUGACAGUCUUAACCCCAUUUGCAUCCUCCAUGGUCGCACCAGCAAUCCAGCCCAUCAUGGACGAAAUGCACGAAACGAAUCCUAACAUAGGUUCCUUCAUGGUAUCAAUCUACCUCCUCGGCUACGCCUUCGGUCCCCUCUUCCUCGCCCCGCUCAGCGAGAUCUACGGCCGUCUCCACAUAUACCGCAUCUGCAUGGUCACUUUCCUACUUGCAAACAUCGCAUGCGCUCUAUCAAUCAACAUGCCUAUGCUUAUCAUCUUCCGUCUCCUGACCGGCUUGGCGGGUGCGUGUCCGUUGACCAUUGGACCUGCGAGCGUUGCAGACUGUUUCUCUCAGCAGGAGCGUGGUCGAGCUAUGGCUAUUUGGAAUAUGCCUGUCUUGCUGGGUCCGAGCCUUGGGCCUGCUGUUGGUGCGUAUGUCUCGCGGGGUCUGGGAUGGAGAUGGAACUUUUGGCUGCUUAUCAUAAUGACUGGAGCUGUGCUUGUUGUCUGCGCCUUCGUUCAAAAAGAGACUCACGCUCCAACGCUCGAGAGGAAGAAACUCAAGACGGUGCCAAUGGAGCGUGCCACUGAAGACUCAUCGCUCACCACGCCGCACAGACAGCUCAUUAUGAGAAGUCUGGCCCGCCCAUUGAAGAUGCUUUUCUUGUCCCCGAUUAUCUUCGGUCUCUCAUCCCUGACAGCUAUCGCCUACGGAACUCUAUACCUUUUAUUCACGACGGUCUCCGAAACCUUUAAAACAAAAUACGGUAUAGUCACCAACGUCGGCCUUAUAUAUCUUGGCUUCGGAUGCGGUCAGAUUGUCGGACUUGUACUCUUUGGCAUGGUCUCAGAUCCAAUUCUAAGAAGAAUGGCCCGAGGCGGCGAACUCAAACCCGAGUACCGUCUGCCCCUCAUGAUACCGUGCAGUGCGAUAAUUCCAGUCGGGCUUUUAGUAUACGGAUGGACAACAGAGUAUGGGGUUUUUUGGUUUGUACCUGUUAUUGGUACAUUCAUGAUUGGCUUUGGGAUGAUUACUGUGUUUACAUCUGUGAGCACUUACUUGGUUGACGCGUUCCCUACCUAUGCUGCUAGUGCUACAGCUGCAAAUACAGUGUUUAGAAGUAUCGGGGGUGCGCUUUUGCCUCUUGCUGGUCCAAAGAUGUUUGAUGCCAUCGGCCAGGGAUGGGGAAACACACUGCUUGCGGGUGUGUCGUUGGCUAUGAUCAGCAUGAUUGCUAUAUCCUACAAGUAUGGGGAACGCCUACGAACAAGGGCAAAGUAUCAGCUAGACUGA
Fusarium tjaetaba is the source of this 3963-nucleotide messenger RNA. Its product is annotated as beta-glucosidase K. The record is from RefSeq and is a predicted model, not a curated record. Gene Ontology annotation, molecular function: beta-glucosidase activity; transmembrane transporter activity. The transcript is spliced from 6 exons. NCBI's taxonomy places the organism in Eukaryota, Fungi, Ascomycota, Sordariomycetes, Hypocreales, Nectriaceae. The coding region runs from base 1 to 3963 and encodes 1320 amino acids. Gene Ontology annotation, biological process: glucan catabolic process; transmembrane transport.